Ambispora gerdemannii is the source of this 609-nucleotide messenger RNA. Lineage: Eukaryota; Fungi; Glomeromycota; Glomeromycetes; Archaeosporales; Ambisporaceae. The record is from the annotation of a GenBank genome assembly.
AUGCAACGACAAAACAUUCUCAGUUCACAAUCAUUGUCAUCAAAUAACAAUAAUAAUCCAUCCCAAGAUAAUGUUUAUUCACAACAACAGCAACAGCAAAGACCUCUAGUGCAAAGAAGCAAUUCUACAUCUGCAUUGAGAUAUUCGCCUCCUGUUCCACAAUUAAUACGAAUGAAUUCUUUAAAUUUUCGUGAUAGCUCUAGCGGAGGUGGAAAUAUGUCCUCUUCAAGCAGUAAUAGAGGGAUGGUGAUAGAUCAACAUCCACAUCAGCGUGGUGCUGGUUAUAGUGGUGCCACUGAGGUCGUGCUACUGGAUUUAAUGGGUGGCAAUGUUAGAAUGAUGAUUGAUGGACGAGGGGGUUACUUGCAUCAACAACAUCUUCAAAGUAAUAACAGUCCAGUCUCUACACCAAGGCAGGAUUUCAGUUCAAGUCCUUUUGGCUCUUUAAAUAACGCUGAGAAAAUCCGACAAGAAGAAGAAACUUUAAGGCAACAUGCUGAGUUUCAUUUACGUCAAUCAGAACUUCAAUGUUGGACCACUUUUGUUCCGGUCCCUAGUCGAUAUAAUGGAUACUUGAUACCCGUGAUUCCCGAUUUUUCCCCAUACUAA